This is a messenger RNA of Aspergillus mulundensis, 951 nucleotides long. RefSeq lists its product as uncharacterized. The record is from RefSeq and is a predicted model, not a curated record. The transcript has a single exon. NCBI's taxonomy places the organism in Eukaryota, Fungi, Ascomycota, Eurotiomycetes, Eurotiales, Aspergillaceae. The coding region runs from base 1 to 951 and encodes 316 amino acids.
AUGGAAUUGGCUUUCAGACACAAAGACAUUGCGGAAGUCUUCUUUGACCUCGGCCAAGACAUCAAGAAGUUAGGCAUCAAAGGUACCACAGUCUCCAGCACCGAGAUCUCGACCAUCAAACUCUCUCCAAGCAACACAGUCAACACCGAGACCGAGUCAACUCAUAACAGCGGUCCUAGCACCCUCGCAGCAACCGUUCCUCUUUUUUCUUCUCGUGCUUGUGGAGACACGUCUCAGAAGCCCAGCUUUCUCACCAUUCCACCCGAACUCCGUCUCCCGAUCUACGAGCUCCUCCUCGUCAGCCGCGAUGACAACGGAGACAUCUCGCCCGUGAACCUGGACGUCGGCGUGCAGAUACUUGCAAAUAGGUAUAUCCAAGCAGCCAUCGUGCGAACCUGCAAGCAGGUCUACUGCGAGGCAGUCCCAAUCCUGUAUGGCGCAAAUGCCUUCAGCACCAUGACCGUGACCCCCAUCACCCGCAUCGGCGCCGCAAACUUCGAAAUGAUCCGCGACCUAGACAUCUCGAUUGAAAGCGGCUUCAGCCUUGAUUUCUUGAUGCAGCUUCUUAGUACCUUGUCCACCGACGCAAAGGCUCUCAGGAAGUUCUCCAUCACAUGGGAAGCCCGGGAGUUUUGCGCAGGCAGUGCUUCUAGGGGUCUAGGCGAUAAUCUGGAAGUCGUGCGUGCGCUGGCUAAGAUCAAGCAGCUGGACAAGCUGCUCAUCUCUGGAUACUACGCGAAACCUUGGCUGGCGUACCUGCGUCGGGAGAUGGGGCCGGCUGGGGUUGAGGUCUUUGAGGAGCCUGGUGAUCUUCCGCCUGUUUUCAUCAUUGAGAUGAUCAUGAAGGAGUUCGGCCGCGAAGAGGGGAAGUACAAGCUGGAGGAGUUCCAGAAGUGUGAAUUGCACAAUUUCAGGGAGUGGCAGAAGGGCACUGAGGACUUGUUGCCCUGA